ACAGCUCAGUUUCCUGUUGACUGGCUCGCCCUACCUCUCGUCCGCACCUUGUUGUACAUCUCCUCCAGAUUCCACUUCCAAACGACCCACCCUGCCUGCACCUGCUUUGUGUGCAUGCCAUUGGCCGCAUAAUCCGCCGCACAACCCGCCGCCCCUUCCGAAUGAGACCCUCUUAGCUUACGACUCCAGCCUUGCGGCCGUGCAAUGGCUGUGCGGCUGCCGCCGGGCCACCACGUGGGACCGCCACGUGGACCGGCAGCGGCAAUCGCGGCGGCGCCUUUCCUCCUGCUCCUCCUGUCCGUCGCGCUUCUCCCGUCCCCCGCAUUCUGCCAAUACUCGCAAUAGGCCUCCCGGUAGGGAUAGUAGCCGGCGGCGUGUACGACCCUCUCACAGGCGACACGACGUCCCCGGACAUGGGAGGUUAAUCUCCGGACGCGCCGCGAAAUAGGCGACUCGGGACUAGCCGACAGCAACCCGAAUGCGCAGCUCACUUCCUGCGGCGUCGCGACGGACGGCACGGCCUACAUCUCGUCGGGCGGCUCGUACUUAAACGCGAUUAACUACACCCUAGACGGCGCCGUGCCGCUACAGCCCGUAUCGCUCCCAGGCGGCUUCUCGGGUACGGUUGUGGCGCUCGGGGGAGCUUCGGAGAAUCUUCUGGUUGUAGCGGAUGGGUCGGAUUCAGCCGCGGGUGCUGUUUCCGUGAACCGGGAGACGGGGGCGUCGACGAAACUCGUCGGAGCGGGAUACCAGUGCCUAUCCGCUUCGUUCUGCUCUUCGCCCACCGCCUCCCCCGCCGGAUUUCCUCAUCCUGACGUGCCACGUCACGGCCGACGAUUCUGACGUGGUGGUAAUCGUGCCGAUAGACCCGUUGACGGGGAGCUUUAACGCCGCCUCGGCGAUUAAGAUGCUCUCGGCGCCGUACGCGGCUCGGCAGGCCGUCUGUUCUCCCGGCGGCGGCUUCUUAGCCGUUCUCCGGUACGACUCUAACGUGCUCUACACCUACGCGCUUUCCGCUCGCGGGAACCGCGCUCCCGGCGCCGCUAUCGACAACGGUGCUGACGUCAGGCACGCCCGGGUCGCUCGGCGUGGAUCCAGCGAAUAAGAACGUGCUGGUAACCAGCGCCGCGAACUACGGCGGCACGUCGACACUGAUGGCGUCGCAGGGCAAAACCUAUUUGGGAACUAUGGACGCUAUUGGCUACACGGAGACCGGAGGAUGCGCCUCGGCGGCGUACUUAGGCCCGUUUCAAUACUCCACCGCCGCAUUCGACGGCGGGCAGCUCGCGGUGUAUCCCAGCAGCCCGGCGCUGGCGCUGCUCGCGCUUCCGGAGGGCGUGUACGCGAUGCCGCUGGCGGCGGACGGCGCGGUCGAGACCGACUCGACGGGAUUCGUCCCCCUCGGGAGUACCGAGGCGGGGCUGAGCUUCUUCGCCAGCGCCGUUUGCGUGCAGAAAUUCGUCGCGAAUCUCCCGCCGCCGUCGCCGCCUCCGCCGUCCCCGCCUCCCCCGAGGCCUCCCCACCGCGCCCUCCGCCAUCCCCGCCGCCCCCGCCUAAGCCGCCAAGCCCGCCGAAGCCGCCGCCGCCGUCCCCUCCGCCGAAGCCGCCGCCGAGCCGCCGAAGCCGCCGCCUCCGCCGAAACCGCCUUCCCCUCCGCCGCCGCCGAAGCCGCCGAGCCCCCCGCCGAAACCGCCGCCGCCGUCUCCGCCGCCGAAGCCGCCGCCCAGUCCGCCGAAACCGCCUCCGCCUCGUCCUCCCCUCCCCCGUCUCCCCCGUCUCCCCCCGGGAGCACUGUCCUGGUGGUGGAUCAAUCCACCGCUUCCGCCACCGUCUCUUCCCCCCCCCCCCCCCGUGGCCUCCCCGCCUCCCCUCGUGGCCUCCCCGCCUCCCCUCGUGGCCUCCCCGCCUCCCUCGUGUCCUCUCCGCCUCCGCUCGUCGCUUCUCCGCCUCCGCUCGUCGCUUCUCCGCCUCCCCUGAUUGCCUCGCCUCCUCCGCUUGUCUCCUCUCCGCCCCCGCUAGCCUUGUCUCCCCCCCGCUGGUCUCCUCCCCUCCGCCGCCCAACCCUCCGCUCCCGCCAUCUCCGCCUCCUCCCCCAAGCCCCCAAGUCCCCCGCCUCCGCCCUCUCCCCCGCCUCCGCCCUCUCCCCCACCUCCGCCCUCUCCCUCGAAACCCCCUUCCCCCCCGCCUCCGCCCUCACCCCUUCUUUCCCCUCCCCCUAUAUUUUCCCCGCCUCCCCUUGUGAAUUCUCCGCCUCCCCCUGUGGAUUCCCCCCCUCCCCCGAUGCCCCCGCUUGCGAUAGCAGUCGCGAACACUCUUUCUCCGCCUCCUCCUGGCUCCGUUGUAAGCAGCCCACCUCCUGUCGUUGAACCCGUUAUAAGCAGCCCACCUCCUGUCGUUGAACCCGUUAUAAGCAGCCCGCCUCCUCCUACUGUCGACUCUACUGCAAGCAGGACGCAUCCUCCUACCGAACCCGUAAUAAGCAGCCCGCCUCCACCCGUCACUGAACCCGUUAUAAGCAGCCCGCCUCCGCCCGUCACUGUACCCGUUAUAAGCAGCCCGCCUCCGCCCGUCACUGUACCCGUUAUAAGCAGCCCGCCUCCGCCCGUCACUGUACCCAUUAUAAGCAGCCCGCCUCCGCCCGUCACUGUACCCGUUAUAAGCAGCCCGCCUCCGCCCGUCCUUCCUAGCGCAUCCGCCACCCUCUCCCCGCCAGGCGCCAAAGAAGCUUCCGCGGAUCUCCCCGCUGACUCCGGCUCAGAUCCUUCCGCUACUGCCCUUCCGCCCCCGCCGCCCCCGAAGACACAAUCCUCACCUCCCCCGAACCCGCCUCCCCCGCGCCCGCCCCCCCGCGUCCGCCUCCCCCAACGAAAGCGCCUGUGAAAAAGCCCAAGAAAAAGCCGCCGAAGAAGAAGAGAAAAUCGAUCUCCAAGAGCGGGGGAGGGGGUGCGGCUGCGACGGUGUCCUCGCUAUCAGCCGAUGUGUUCGGCGAUUCCGGCGCUGCCAUGUGCAAGCUGGGCGUGCGCCAGAAGUGCCUCACGCCGCUCGUCUGUCAAGACGCCCUGGACGUGGGAGGCUGCUCGUGCCUGCGAGAACAAGGCGACCCAUUGUGCACGAUUGCUCGCAAGUGCAUGGUGCCAGCAGCCUGCCCUGUCGAAGCACUUUGCACAUCGCCCGCUGACGGCUCGCCCGCAACGUGCUCGUGUCCGGCGGGCUUUGCUCCUCUCAAGGCAGCAGCGGAGGACACGGUCUUUGACUACUGUGCCCGCACUCGCUGCAGCAGUGCCCUCGCUUUCAUUGGCUUCGACUGCGGUCCACCAGGCUCGGUUUAACCAGUACAGGGCAUGGCAUGCCCUGUGUGACAUGCAUCGCACAAUUUGCUGAGAAGGGGUUAUGGUCUCAUCAUAGGCUUGCGGACGAUGCUCUUGCUUCUGUGAAAGGUGUUUGCUGGGGGGGUUGGUGGUUUCUGUGGAUGGUGUUUCUGUGGAUGUGUACAAUAGACUUUCUGCUGCUUAGGAAAGGUUGCUUGAAAUAAUUGGGCGUGUGAGACAGUGCAUUGUUUUUUGUAUUUUGUGUAAUUGGCCGUUGUUCUGGCACUCUUUUUGAGGAUUUGAUGCUUGGAGUGGUGUUAG
Molecule: messenger RNA, 3629 nt
Organism: Closterium sp. NIES-67
Lineage: Eukaryota; Viridiplantae; Streptophyta; Zygnematophyceae; Desmidiales; Closteriaceae
Source: the annotation of a GenBank genome assembly